Eublepharis macularius is the source of this 2799-nucleotide messenger RNA. Its product is annotated as vomeronasal type-2 receptor 26-like. Gene Ontology annotation, molecular function: G protein-coupled receptor activity. The record is from RefSeq and is a predicted model, not a curated record. NCBI's taxonomy places the organism in Eukaryota, Metazoa, Chordata, Lepidosauria, Squamata, Eublepharidae. The transcript is spliced from 7 exons. Gene Ontology annotation, cellular component: membrane. Gene Ontology annotation, biological process: G protein-coupled receptor signaling pathway. The coding region runs from base 1 to 2799 and encodes 932 amino acids.
AUGAAGGCCCUCUUAGCUGAACCCCACCAGAAGUUUGAAACAGUCAGAUUGGAAACUCACAAAGCUCAUGGGGAGUUUGCUAAUUAUAGAACAGAUGAUGAACUUUCUGAAAGCUCCCAAAUCUCUCAACUACUAGAAGAGCUGGAGACUUCAGGAACAAUGAUUAUCUGCCCUGUCGUUAUCAAGAUCCAUCUAUUCCUGCUGAUGCUGCCCGAGGCUUUCAGCAACACUUCGAAAUCCACUUGCCUUAGGCAACCAAAAGUUUCUCAUCAUUUCCAUAGCACUGAAGAGGAUAUUAUCAUUGGGGCGUUUGUAUCCAUUACAGUUCGUGAAAGCAUUCUACAAAGUUUUAGAGUACGGCCAGACCUCCAUACAAAGGCGUGGUUAAUGCCUAAAAACUACCAGCAUGUUCUUGCCUAUACUUUUGUUGUUAAUGAGAUAAGGAAGAGUAAUCUCUUACCCAAUACCACAUUGGGAUCAAGGAUCUUUGACAAUGCUUUUGAUCCACAAUUCACAUAUUGGAACACUCUGAAUCUACUCUUCAGAGAACAGCUGAAUCCUGCUAAUUACUACUGUGACCAAAAGCAGAACUUGAUGGCUACCGUUGGUGAACUUAGCUCCCAAAACUCCAUUCAGAUGGCCAACAUGUUAAGUAUCUUCAAGAUUCCACAGGUCAGUUAUGGUUCCUUUGGCCUUACACUGAACGAUAAAACUCAAUACCCAUAUUUCUUCUCAAUGGUUCCCAAUGAGGUUCAUCAGUAUGUCGGGAUUGUUCAUCUCCUUAAGUAUUUUGGAUGGAAUUGGAUUGGCCUAAUCACAUCAGAUGAUGAGGACGGGAAAACAUUCCUUCAAAACUUGAUGCCAAGAUUGUUCCAGAGAGACAUUUGCAUUGCUUUGAAAGAACAGAUUCCGAUACUGAAAAGUUACAUAAAAAUUAAGUCAGCUUUAGAAAUUUUGGCAAAGAUAGCUUUUAAUAUCUUAUCGAACAAAAGCAACACCAUCCUUGUUUAUGGGGAUCGUCAAUCUAUGGAAGGUUUACGAAUAAUUCUACAAAAUUAUGAAAUUUUUCAAGGGCUACCAAUAGAGAGAGUUUGGAUUAUAACAUCUCAAUGGGAUGUUACAUCUGUUUUCUCUGUGAAUAAAUUAACUUCAAAAUCUCUCAAUGGCUCUUUAUCCUUUGCGCUGCACACGAAUACGGUGUCAGGAUUUGAGGAUUUCAUUGAGACCAUAAAUCCAUAUCAAUCGGAGAUUUAUUUCAUCCAACUGUUCUGGUUCCAAGUGUUUCUCUGCUCUCUACCAUUAUAUAAUAUUUAUUACCCAAAUGCUAGAAACUGCACAAGGGAGGAGACGAUAAGGAACCUCCCAGGAAUGGUGUUUGAAAUGAGAAUGUCUGGUCAGAGUUAUGGCAUCUACAAUGCAGUCUAUGCUGUAGCACAUGCUCUACAUGCCAUGUACUCAUCGAGAACUUGGAAGAAAGCAAUCAUGGAAGGAGGACUUCUCAGUGUUCAGCCAUGGCAAAUGCAUUUGUUUCUGAGAAAUGUCCGUUUUAACAAUAGUGCUGGGGAAAAAAUCUGUUUUGAUGCAAACGGACACCUAGCAGCUGGCUAUGAUAUCACGAAUCUGGUCAUAUUUCCCAAUCAAACUUUCCAGAAAGUACGAGUUGGGAAGGUGGACCUCCAAGCUCCUGCAGGCCAAGAGUUCACCAUUAAUGGAAGUGCUAUUGUGUGGAAUCAGAAGUUCCAGCAGAGUGUCCCAAAGGCUACGUGUGUCCCGAACUGCCACUCAGGAUACAGCAGGGUUGUUCAGGAGAGGAAGCCAGUUUGUUGCUACGAUUGUGCUCAAUGCCCUCAAGGGAGCAUUUCAAACCAGACUGAUGCUGAAAAAUGUGAGAAAUGCCCUGAAGAUCAGUAUCCUAAUAAGAAACAGGAUGAGUGCAUUCCUAAAGGGAUCUCCUACUUAUCCUUUGAGGACCCGAUGGGAGCAGGCUUGGCUUCUGUUGCCAUUUUGGUUUUUGUGAUUGCAGUUGCUGUGAUGGGAAUCUUUGUGACACACUGGAACACACCUAUUGUGAAAGCCAACAAUUGCAGCAUCACAUGCAUCCUGCUCUCCUCUCUGAUGCUUGGCCUUCUGUCUUCCUUCCUCUUCAUCGGCCAGCCUGGGACUGUGACCUGUCUCCUCCGGCAAACACUCUUUGGCAUCAUCUUCUCCCUUUCAGUUUCUUGCGUCUUGGCCAAAACCAUCACUGUGGUUCUUGCCUUUAUGGCCACAAAGCCAUCAAGCAGGAUGAGGAAAUGGGUGGGGAAGAGAAUGGCUCUCUCAGUCAUCAUGUUUUGUUCUUUGAUUCAAACUGUCAACUGUGUUACUUGGCUGGCAACCUCACCCCCUUUUGUAGAGUUCGACACGCGCUCCCAGGUGAUGGCUAUCAUUCUACAAUGCAAUGAAGGAUCAGCAGCCAUGUUUUACAUGGUUUUGGGCUACAUGGGUCUUCUGGCCAUCAUCAGUUUCGCUGUGGCUUUCCUAGCAAGAAAGCUGCCUGAUUCUUUUAAUGAAGCCAAGCUGAUUACCUUCAGCAUGUUGGUCUUCUGCAGCGUUUGGGUUUCCUUUGUCCCAACAUAUCUCAGCACCAAGGGGAAAUACAUGGUGGCCGUGGAGAUCUUUUCCAUCUUGGCCUCUAGCACUGGCUUAUUGGCUUGUAUCUUCUUCCCAAAAUGCUAUAUUAUUUUAGUCCGGCCAGAACUAAACACCAGAGAGCAGCUAGUAAGGCAAAAAGGACAAAAGAGCAUCACACUUAACUCUUGA